CCCGUCUCCCCCCCCCCCCAGAGCAUUUCCUGUACCAGACGAAGCACGAGUGUCACUUCACCAACGGCACCGAGCGGGUCCGGUACCUGUACCGGGACAUCUACAACGGGCAGCAGGACCUGCACUUCGACAGCGACGUGGGGGUGUAUGUGGCGGACACGGAGCUGGGGCGGCCUGACGCCGAGUACUGGAACAGCCAGCCCGAGACACUGGCGGACGAGCGGGCUGCGGUGGACACGUGCCGGUACAACUACGAGGCGGCGCAGACGGGGAAGGUGGUCGGCCGCCGAGGUGA
Molecule: messenger RNA, 295 nt
Organism: Chrysemys picta bellii (western painted turtle)
Lineage: Eukaryota; Metazoa; Chordata; Testudines; Emydidae
Source: RefSeq, a predicted model, not a curated record